This is a messenger RNA of Lottia gigantea (owl limpet), 1197 nucleotides long. RefSeq lists its product as hypothetical. The transcript is spliced from 5 exons. NCBI's taxonomy places the organism in Eukaryota, Metazoa, Mollusca, Gastropoda, Lottiidae. The record is from RefSeq and is a predicted model, not a curated record. Gene Ontology annotation, molecular function: calcium ion binding. The coding region runs from base 1 to 1197 and encodes 398 amino acids.
AUGGCUCAAUCGAUAAACGCGUUCGUCCGCCAUCAUCGUCCAGCUAUGCGAGUUCAAGUCCACAUGAUAGCAGAUACUGAGGAACAAAAGCCAACAACACAAACCGAACAGAUUGCGGAAAAUACCGAAAAAACUACGGAAAAUACCGAGCAAACUACGGAAAAUACCGAAGAGUCAACGGAGCAAACUACGGAGCAGACUGAAGAACAAGCAAACGCAGACACCAAAGAAACCGUUGAAGAAGGCGCGGAGCAGACGCAGGAAAAUGGAGACGAGACAGUGACGGAAGUGACCGAAGAACAAGCGGAAAAUACCGACGAACAAACAGAAGAUACUGAACAAACCGAACAAGUCACGGAAACAAUCGAAGAAGUCGAAGAACCACCAGAAGAACCAGCAGCAGAACAGGGAGAUGUGGUCGAAGAACAGACAGUUCAAAUAGAAGAGGUAACGGAAGAGCAAACGGAACAGACCGAAGAGCAAACGGAACAGACCGAAGAGCAAACGGAACAGACCGAAGAGCAAACGGAACAGACCGAAGAACUAACGGAACAGACCGAAGAGCAAACGGAACAGACCGAAGAACAAACGGAACAGACCGAAGAGCAAACGGAACAGACCGAAGAACAAACGGAACAGACCGAAGAACAAACGGAACAGACCGAAGAACAAACGGACCAAGUAGUAGAACAAGAAGAGGAACCUCUGACCAAUGGUGAUGAAGCGCCAGCAGAUCUCGACUUAUCGGAAGAGAAAAAAGAAAAAUUACGAGAAGUAUUUGCCAUGUAUACAGAUGAUGAUUUCAUUGAUUAUAGAGGAUUCAAAAAGUUAAUACGAUGUUUCGGUCAGAAUCCAGUGGAAGCUGAAUCUAGAGAAUGGUACAGCAGUGCCGAUCAAAAUCAGGAUGGGAAGAUCAACUUUGAAGAAUUCUGCAGAUUGUUUUUGAAAUACAAAGAACCUGAAGAUGUCUUGAAAACCGAGAUCUUGAACUGCGUCCGCAGGAUCUUUCCGAAUGAAGACGAAGAGAUCGAGCUUAAUAAGGUCAUUCACAUCAUGUCCAAACUGGAGCGAGAAGCCAGCGAUCUCUCUAAAGCUGAUAUUGAACGAUUCUGCCAAGAUAUGGACAUCAACGGCAAUGGCAAAAUUGAUGCUGCAGAAUUUGUAAGUGUUUUAUGUGGUAGCGGAGUGAACGUGUAA